This is a messenger RNA of Knipowitschia caucasica, 1347 nucleotides long. The record is from the annotation of a GenBank genome assembly. Lineage: Eukaryota; Metazoa; Chordata; Actinopteri; Gobiiformes; Gobiidae.
AUGGGCCUGAAAUACUGCGCAACGGCCCAGACAUUAGCUCGUUUGUUCUCUCGCUUUGUUCACACAGCGGAUGAUUGGGAAACAUGUCAUCGCACUGUAGGAGUCCGGCAUGUCAGGAGUCCGGCGUGUCAAGAGUCCGGCGUGUCAAGAGUCCGGCGUGUCAGGAGUCCGGCGUGUCAGGAGUCCGGCGUGUCAGGAGUCCGGCGUGUCAGGAGUCCGGCGUGUCAGGAGUCCGGCGUGUCAAGAGUCCGGCGUGUCAGGAGUCCGGCGUGUCAGGAGUCCGGCGUGUCAGGAGUCCGGCGUGUCAGGAGUCCGGCGUGUCAGGAGUCCGGCGUGUCAGGAGUCCGGCGUGUCAGGAGUCCGGCGUGUCAGGAGUCCGGCGUGUCAGGAGUCCGGCGUGUCAGGAGUCCGGCGUGUCAGGAGUCCGGCGUGUCAGGAGUCCGGCGUGUCAGGAGUCCGGCGUGUCAGGAGUCCGGCGUGUCAGGAGUCCGGCGUGUCAGGAGUCCGGCGUGUCAGGAGUCCAGCGUGUCAGGAGUCCAGCGUGUCAGGAGUCGCGUGUCCGGCGUGUCAGGAGUCCGGCGUGUCAGGAGUCCGGCGUGUCAGGAGUCCGGUCAGGGUCGGCGUGUCAGGAGUCCGGCGUGUCAGGAGUCCGGCGUGUCAGGAGUCCGGCGUGUCAGGAGUCCGGCGUGUCAGGAGUCCGGCGUGUCAGGAGUCCAGCGUGUCAGGAGUCCAGCGUGUCAGGAGUCCAGCGUGUCAGGAGUGCAGCGUGUCAGGAGUCCGGCGUGUAAGGAGUCCGGCGUGUCAGGAGUCCGGCGUGUCAGGAGUCCGGCGUGUCAGGAGUCCAGCGUGUCAGGAGUGCAGCGUGUCAGGAGUCCGGCGUGUCAGGAGUCCGGCGUGCUAGGAGUCCAGCGUGUCAGGAGUGCAGCGUGUCAGGAGUCCAGCGUGUCAGGAGUCCAGCGUGUCAGGAGUCCGGCGUGUCAGGAGUCCGGCGUGUCAGGAGUCCAGCGUGUCAGGAGUGCAGCGUGUCAGGAGUGCAGCGUGUCAGGAGUCCAGCGUGUCAGGAGUGCAGCCCCAUCGUGUCAGGAGUCCAGCGUGUCAGGAGUCCGGCGUGUCAGGAGUCCGGCGUGUCAGGAGUCCGGCGUGUCAGGAGUCCGGCGUGUCAGGAGUCCGGCAGGCUGUAAUGUAAGUAAGAAGAAGGAGGAGGAGAAGAACAAGAACACGGAGAAGAAGGAGAAGGAGAAAGAAGAAAAAGAGGAGAAGGAGAAAGAGAAGAAGAACACGGAGAAGAAAAAUGAGAAGGAGAAGAAGAAGAGGAGAAGGAGAAGAGAAGGAGAAGAAGAAGAAUGA